AUUAUUCGAAUAAUAAAAAAUAAAAAACUAAACAAAAAUGCCUGUCACAACUCCUUGUUAGUUAGCUCUUUUUUUUCCUCAAAUCUCCAGAAAUACUCCAAAAAUUCUUACACUAUGACACUCCAAUUCCUCUCUCUUCUCUUCAUUCUUUCAACAAUUAUUACCACGGCACUCUCAACUGACCUUCCGUUGUACAGAGAAGCACCGGCAUUUCGAAACGGCGGAGAAUGUCCCAAAAUGGCAUGGUCCUCACUACACAAAAAAUCUCUCAAUCCUUUGGAUGUUAUUCACCUAGCCAUGACUCUCGAUUCCACCUACCUCCGUGGCUCAGUCGCUGGCGUCUUCUCCGUACUCCAACACGCCACGUGUCCCGAAAACAUCGUCUUCCACUUCAUCAGCACUCAGCGCCAGCGCCCUGAGUUACGUCGCAUCAUCACCGCCACAUUCCCGUACUUAAACUUCGAAAUCUAUAACUUUGACACCAAUCUAGUCAAAGGAAAGAUCUCGUAUUCGAUUCGUCAGGCGUUAGAUCAGCCCUUGAAUUACGCGAGAAUUUACUUGGCUGAUCUUUUACCGUCGGGCGUUGGCCGCAUUAUUUACUUUGACUCGGACCUUAUAGUGGUUGAUGACGUGGCGAAAUUGUGGAGUAUUAACUUAAGAGGACAUGUGCUAGGUGCACCGGAGUACUGUCACGCUAACUUCACAAACUAUUUCACGUCAAAGUUCUGGUCAAACCCGGUAUUUGCGGGGAGUGUUAAAGGGAGAAAGCCUUGUUAUUUUAAUACGGGCGUGAUGGUGACCGACUUACGGAAAUGGAGAGAAGGAAAAUACACAGAGAAAUUGGAGUACUGGAUGAGAAUACAAAAGAAGUACAGGAUUUAUGAGCUGGGGUCAUUGCCUCCAUUUUUGCUAGUGUUUGCUGGGGACGUUGAAGAAAUUGAACACAGGUGGAACCAGCAUGGACUUGGCGGAGAUAAUCUUCAGGGGUUGUGUAGAAAUCUUCACCCCGGUCCGGUUAGUUUGCUUCAUUGGAGUGGUAAAGGUAAACCUUGGUUGAGAAUUGACUCAAAGAAUCCUUGUCCGUUAGAUUACUUGUGGGCCCCUUAUGAUCUGUUUCGUCAUAAGUCCUUGUUCUCUGAUAGCUGAUGAGAGUUUAAUUAAGUGGCGUGAUUAACGGUCGUUGAUUUUCUUGAAAAUGGAUGGAUUGGAUGAAGUUUGGGUUGGGGAACAUUAGGUGGAACAUGGAGAUUCGAUGAUGAUGAUGAUGUAUGUAUGCAUGCAUGUAAAUGUAAUGGGUUUGAUUUUGAUAUAAAAUAGUGGAAAGUAGGAGGUUUCAAUCAGGUGGUUCUCCUUUCGCUUUUUUUGGCCAACAUUAUUUAAUUAAAGUUUGUUUCUACUUUUUCUAGAUUUAUAAGUGGAUUCUCUUCCCUAUGUAAAUUGCCAUCGAUAAAUAAUAAUAAAUUUUU
This is a messenger RNA of Pistacia vera, 1466 nucleotides long. Its product is annotated as probable galacturonosyltransferase-like 3. The record is from RefSeq and is a predicted model, not a curated record. Gene Ontology annotation, molecular function: glycosyltransferase activity. The transcript has a single exon. NCBI's taxonomy places the organism in Eukaryota, Viridiplantae, Streptophyta, Magnoliopsida, Sapindales, Anacardiaceae. Bases 115 to 1146 code for a protein of 343 amino acids. Gene Ontology annotation, cellular component: Golgi apparatus.